AUGUCUUAUGUUCUCAUAACGUUUACAGAUAGUCCAGGAGGUUUUCCGUUAGCCGACACGGGUUCAUUGUCUCCAAUCAAAAAUGAUAUUUUAUCCGGGGGUAGAAGAAGAGAAAGUAGUUCCUCAUUAACGGAUGGUAAAGUUUCCCCCCCCCUUCCCCCCUCAUACCUCCUAACUAAACCUUCCCGUAGUGAGUUUUGUUUUUUUUGUAUCGAACGAACGUUUUGUCUUCUUUUUUUUUCAGGUUUAAGCAGGUGUAGUAGCAGAGGUAGGGGAAGACGACAAAACAAUCCCUCGCCUACGAAUCCCGAUUCGAAUCUCGAACGUGUUUUCAUAUGGGAUUUAGAUGAAACGAUAAUUAUUUUCCUAUCGAUAAUAGCGGAUACUUUUGCACAGUGUUACGGAAAGGAUCCCCAAAUAUUGAAAGGCGUCGCACUCAAAAUGGAGAAAAUAAUGUUUACACUAGCGGAUUCUCAUUUUUUUUACAGUGACGUCGAGAAAUGCGAUCAGGUACACAUAGACGACGUGGCAUCAGACGACAACGGUCAAGAUUUAUCAACGUAUAAUUUCUCAUCGGACGGAUUUCAAUUCGUUCCCGGAAGUGGAAAUAACGGAAACGUGUGCCUCGCGACCGGAGUCAGAGGCGGCGUGGAUUGGAUGAGAAAAUUAGCUUUUAGAUAUAGGAAAAUUAAAGAUAUGUACAAUAACUACAGGAAUAACGUCGGAGGUUUGCUGGGCCCUGCAAAACGUGAGGAUUGGCUUCAGGUACGAAGCGAAAUAGAAGUUGUCACCGAUAAUUGGUUGACACUCGCCAUGAAAUGUCUCACGUUGAUCAAUUCGAGGUCGAACUGCGUCAACAUAUUGGUGACGGAUACGAAACUCGUGCUCGCCGUCGUCAAAGUUUUACUAUUCGGACUCGGGGGUAUAUUCCCAAUAGAAAACAUAUACUCAUCUUCGAAAACAGGCGAUUGCUUUAAUAGAAUCGUCACGAGGUUUGGAAACAAAUGCACUUACGUCGUUAUCGGAGAUGGUAACAAAGAAGAGAAAGCAGCCAAAGAGCUAAAUUUUCCAUUUUGGAGAAUAAGAACUCAUCACGAUCUUGUAUCACUUUACAAUGCACUCGACAUGGAUUUCCUAUAA
This is a messenger RNA of Pediculus humanus corporis (human body louse), 1140 nucleotides long. RefSeq lists its product as uncharacterized. The record is from RefSeq and is a predicted model, not a curated record. Gene Ontology annotation, molecular function: protein tyrosine phosphatase activity. The coding region runs from base 1 to 1140 and encodes 379 amino acids. The transcript has 5 exons. Gene Ontology annotation, biological process: cell differentiation; multicellular organism development; negative regulation of extrinsic apoptotic signaling pathway in absence of ligand. Gene Ontology annotation, cellular component: nucleus. Lineage: Eukaryota; Metazoa; Arthropoda; Insecta; Psocodea; Pediculidae.